AUGAGCAAUCAUACAGAUGACGAUCACAUGGAUCAAGAUGGUUGCACGAGCACGAGCGACGAAGCGAAUCUGCAGUUGGAUCGUGAAUUACGGCAGAGCGGAGAAGUUUUGACCGAGCCUUCACAGCAUACUAUCCCAGUUGGGAUUUCACCUGCUUAUGUGAAAGGUUGGGACACUACAGAUGCAUUCCGCGAGCUGUAUCAAAAUUGGAAAGAUGCUAUUCUGGAAAGAUUUCAACUAAAUCGACUGGAUUUCAAGCCGUUUUUUGAAGACAAGAAAGACCACUUCUCCAUCACAGUCCCAACUGCCUCGAAUGGCAACGGCAAUCGGCGAGCUCUGGGGUUCAUCAAAUACGAGAAAAGGACCGGCCGAGUCAUCUUGACCAACUCCUGCAUGCAACUUCCCCUCGAGUCUCUCGUGAUGGGGUUCACAUCCAAGGACGACGACGAGCAGCUGGCAGGGUCCCAUGGCGAGGGGCUCAAGCUGGCUGCGCUAAUAAUGAGUCGAGACGGAUACAAAAUGAGCUUGGCUGCAAGCCACUCUAAGUGGAGUUUUGGUCUGCAUGGGAAGUACCAGUCUCUCCGAUGUGUCAUCAGUCCUUCCCGAAAGAGGAGUCCUGCCAUUCAACGUGAGCCAGCUGAUGAUAUGGCAAAGCUGCGCUUUCACAUCGAAAGAGACAUCACGGUGGUGAUUGGGCCUGGACAUGCCAGUCAAAGUCGACCGAUAUCAUCUGAAACAUUUUUCGAGUGGCUGCAGGUCACUCUCGAUAUCCGCAGGCUCUCCCAUCCCUCCUCAAUUGUAGAGACACCCCAAGGAGACUUGCUUCUCGAUUCGCAAUUUCACGGAAGGCUCUUCCUGCAUGGGAUCCUGCUACCAAUGUCUAAUUCAGGGGCCCAGCAAUUCAAGUUUGGUUACAACUUUGCUCUGGGCAAGUUUAGCCGUGAUCGUCAAGGACUGAUCGCCACCAGUGAGGUGGCAGACAACGUGCGGCAAAUAUGGCAGUGUGCCGUUCACAUGCACGAAGCAACUCUACUCCCGAUUUAUGUCAAUCUCCUCCAGAACUUUCCCCAGGUGGGCGACAUUGAACAAGCCGAUAGACUCUUGGAGCCGGCUACCAAAGCCCGUAUAUGGAACUACUUGCUUAGGGUGACGGGAAGACAGCAAUUCUUUUAUAGCGAAACAACAAGCUUUGAGAGCGUGGGCAUGAUACGCGGUACCACCGGGAAAAGGCCAACGAGACUUCCCGAGACCCUCUGGAAACUGCUGCGCUCAGUUUCACCGAUCCGGACUGUCGAGGAAGAGCAGGCAGAGCUUUCCGAGAAUGCUGAGAUCUAUGCUCCGCCCGAGUCUGCCUUUCUAAAAUAA
Messenger RNA from Penicillium brevicompactum, 1365 nucleotides. RefSeq lists its product as uncharacterized. The record is from RefSeq and is a predicted model, not a curated record. NCBI's taxonomy places the organism in Eukaryota, Fungi, Ascomycota, Eurotiomycetes, Eurotiales, Aspergillaceae. The transcript has 3 exons. Bases 1 to 1365 code for a protein of 454 amino acids.